UGCUCCACCCCGUGUUUCGCGUGGCCAGCUCUCUUUGUCAGGAGCUCAGCUCGCGCAGUCCUGACUCUGUACUGAGAUCUCGCCGCGCGCACAAGCGACUCCUCGAUUUGCACUCUGCGUCCCGACUGCACACCAGCGCGAGAGGGGAAAACUUUCUUAAAACUUUUUUAUCGCAAUUUUCUCGCUUCUCCUCCUACAGAGCAAACGGCUUCGCGGAUCUCUUCAACCGAAGAAACUGGUUAAGAAGUACCUCACCUUUACAACACUGAACAUGUGUGCGCGUGCAUAGUGCAGAUUUGCUUGUUUUUCGUUCAAAAAAAGUCGCAACGAAGAGCGCAAAGUCUUGAGUACUUUACUGUUUGUUGUUGCUUUUGGUCUCUUUCUGUUUGUUACGCUCUGCGGGAUUGUUUCGCUCGGUGCUCUUCAGAGGCCCGGCUUUUAUUGCUCAAGAAAAGACCGAGCAGAAACGCCGCAUCCCCACAAGAGUGUUCCCCAUGAGGAAAUCAGAAGUGCAUAUCGGAGAGAUUUCGUGACUUCACUUUUUGUUUUGUUCUCUUGUAUUUUUGCUGCCGCGGCUCGGUUGCUCAAGCAGUCCGCGAUGAAGAUGAUCGCUGUAUUUACUGUAUGUAUGUCUGCGGUGGUUUUGGCGUCGGCUCAGGCUGAUCAGAAGGCAAAGAACUGCAAUGAAGUCAGGACUGCUUACAGCUCGAAAGGUUUCAACAUCAACGAUGUUCCCAACAAAGGAGUUCAUGGAAAUCAUCUGAAGGUGUGUCCUCAAGGUUUCUCCUGCUGUACUCUGGAGAUGGAGGAGAAACUGAGUCAGCAGAGCCGCACGGAUGUGAAAGCUCCCGUUCAUCAGCUCAGCUCCAACCUGCAGAACACCUUCACCCAGAGACACCGUCACUUUGACCAGUUCUUCAGAGAGCUGUUGAGCAAUGCAGAGAAAUCUCUCAAUGACAUGUUCGUGCGGACCUACGGCUUGAUGUAUGUGAAGAACGCCGAGCUCUUCGAGCAUUUCUUCAGUGAGCUACGCCACUACUACAGCCAUGGGAGCAGCGCCGUCAACCUGGACGACAUGCUAGCGGACUUCUGGACGGAGCUUCUGGAGCGCAUGUUCCGACUGGUCAAUGUGCAGUAUGAGUUCAGCAACUCGUACAUGGAGUGUGUCAGUAGGCACACAGAGCAGCUCAAACCCUUUGGCGAUGUUCCACGCAAGCUGCGCCUGCAGUUGACCCGGUCCUUCAUCGCAGUUCGCACGUUCACCCACGGCCUGGUGCUCAUGCCUGAGGUAGUGGGCAAAGUCUCCACGGUUAGUGCCUCCCCGAGUUGUGUGCGUGCGGCUAUGAAGAUGUUAUACUGCCCGUACUGUACCGGCCAGGUGGCGCUGAAGCCCUGCAAGAACUACUGUCUCAACGUCAUGCGAGGCUGCCUGGCCAAUCAAGCCGAUCUGGACACAGAGUGGAAUAACUUCCUUGAUGCCAUGUUGGGUCUCGCUGAGAGGCUGGAGGGACCCUUUAACUUUGAGUCAGUCAUGGAUCCCAUAGACGUGAAGAUCUCAGACGCCAUCAUGAACAUGCAAGAGAACAGCAUACAGGUCUCACAGAAGGUGUUUCAGGGAUGUGGGCAGCCCAAGCCCAACAUGGCAUUCCGCACCCGGCGCUCUACUAAAGACUCAGGCUUCCCCGGGCGUUUCCGACCCUACAGCCCUGAUGCCAGACCCACCACUGCUGCUGGCACCAGCCUGGACCGACUGUUGACCGAUGUCAAGAAGAAACUGAAGCACGCCAAAAAGUUCUGGUCCACCCUGCCGGACACUGUGUGUGUUGGAGAACGGAUUGCCAUCGGUGAUGAAUGCUGGAAUGGUACAGCAAAAAGCAGGUACGACUCUGUCGUCAUAGGCAAUGGCUUAGCCAAUCAGGUGUCUAAUCCAGAUGUGGAAGUUGACAUCACUAAACCAGACAUGGUGAUUCGGCGGCAGAUAGCAGUGCUGAAGGAAAUGACCAGCCGGCUUAAGGCUGCUUACACUGGCACCGACAUCACAUUUGUCAAUGAAGAUGCCGGCAGUGGAGAGGAAAGCGGAAGUGGCUGUGACUCGCCCCCUUGCGACAGUGACGGGGACAUCUACUUCUCCACCCCAGCACCCGCUAAACCUCGCAUUAUCAAGAUUCAAUCUGACAAACAGCCCUCUAGUGGUACACGGUUGGCACCUUUCAGCCUGGCGCUGGCUGUGACGGCACUCCUGCUCGCCCUGCUCACCCCACACACGAGAUAAGACCGGCCAAGAGAGGAACAGGAUGUGUGUUUGUACGAAUUUGAACAAGAGAGCAGAAAACUGCCAUAGGACAUUAAAGACACUGCUUUCAGGAUCUCCGUCUGCCUGCCAUCUGGGGAAGACAGUCGAGUUAUUAAUAUUCAAAUAACUUCCCUUCAGUGUAUUUUUUGUGUUUAUAAGAACGGACUUCAUUUAUGUACAGCUAUAUGUUUCCAUACAGCAUUUCACGUCAGCUGGGUUUUAGUCCUUCGUGUCUGUAGUGUCCAGAAUCAUUGACGACGACUCAUGAUUUUUUCGGUUAUGGUUUAAAUAAGUGUUAGUUUGAAAGUAAGUCAGAUUGAGUGUGUGUUUGGGUGGAUGAGUGUACGAUUGGCUGUAUAUAUCAUCCGAGCGCUUUUUAUAAAACGUAAACAAUUAAUCAACCCAUAUAACACGUAUGAUUUAAGCAAAUCUGUAUGAAGUACUCAAAUUUUUUUUUUUAUACAUUUUGAGCAUGUGUGUUGGUGUGCAUGGAGGCUUUGGUUGGCUGCAGAUCAUAUAUAUGUUCUUGAAUUUUAGAAGAUGAUAAAAACUUCACGAUGCCUUAAAUACUUCAUAAAUGGGCAUUUCAUCUGGGUUGCGACUGACAAAAAUGUAUACAAUGCUGCCUUGUGAGUGAAAUCAAAACUAGAGGAUUCCAGACACAAAGUGUUUUUUUUUUCUUUUCUUUUCUGUAUGUUUCCAACUUUCACAGCCCCUGUAUCAUCAUCCCAAAUAUUUUCAGCAGUAUAAUAUAUAACUUGAGAAUAUAGUCUUCAGUAUGUGUGUGUGAUGAAGAAGGAGCUUUGGUUAGGUAAGGUCUGUCUGAAAGUUGAUACUUUGAAUAGGCCUCGAUGGUUCCCUCAAAGAUGAUCAUGUAUUUUGCAUGAUGUGGACUGUGUGGCCAGAGUAAAGUUGUUUUUUACUGGACAUUUCAAGGAGAACCAGCUGGAUACGAGUGUAUGCUGAAGAUGGCUUAAGGCUGAGCUGUCUGGAGGAAUUUUACACAGGGUUUUAUGUGGAGGUGUUUAUUUUGCUUGAAGUGUACUGUAAGGUAUAAAACUGUAUGAUAGGUACUACAGCAGAUUUCACUACACAGUGACAGACGGUGCUGAUUUGAGAGGUUGGGUGGCCUCUUUUAGUUUUUGUUUCUUUCAUUUCUGUCUGUAACCUAAAAUGUCCAGCCUUUUCCCCAUACCCGAUUGAUAUCCAUAGAAUUCGGUACACAUUUUAAAACCUUUCCUCAUAUAGAGCAAUAGACAGUGUGUGUGUGGUACGUUACAACACCAGUUUCAAAAGUGGCUAUGCAUGCGAGUUCCCAUUCAGAUGGCUGACAAGUGCUUGUUGGUUGGUUUAAAAGAAAAUCUCUCUCGGUCUCCAGGGCUUUCCACCCACCUCUCAGAAAAACUAGCUCCCCUCGCUCUUGUACAGUAAGUUAUUUAACCACAUGUCUCUUUGAAAGGCAUUCGCAAGCAUCGCUUUCCUAGGUAUCUUAAUUUCAGUCUUCACAAUAUUUAUGUCUGUUGAUGAAUGAAUUCACAAUUUAACCGAUGGUUUUAUUUUGGCUUCAGAUUUCAUGUUACAUAAUAUUUAGAUUUUGUAAACCGAGCUACCGUAAGCAUUUUUGUCGUUACAGUUUUAUGUAAGGGGAUUGUGAAAAUUGUACAAGCUGAUGCAAGGACAGGGCUGGCCAUCGGUCCUUGAUCGUUCCUGAUGUCACAUGCACUUUUAAUUGGCAUUCAGAUACCUCACAGCAAGAGAGUUUUAAAUGAUGCUUUUAAUCGUAUCUGCAACAUGCAUACUUUUUACGUUAAUUUUUAUUCAUUUGAGGUUCAUUCAGUAUCUAUGGAUGAAUGGCCAGUCCUCAGACAUGGAAAAGAAUCGUCAGGGUUUCAUGAGCCUGAAAUGAGUAGAUCUCUACAGCAGCACCUCAGAUUGAUUAUGUAUUUUUCUAGUCUGAUGUGCUGCAACGAAUAGAAAGCAAUAUGUGUUUUCUGUACAUUUGACCCAAAGCUUCCCACUGUCACAUGUUAAGAUGGCUCUGAUGUAAUGACCAGGAAAGGAAGUGUCUUGUGCUUAGUAUGUCAAGCUACUCCGAGUCAGUGUGAAGAUGACAUGGACUCUUGAAUGAACCUCUGCAAUGUCAUCUUUAGAUUGAUUGCUGACCUUGAGUUGGACAGAUCGCAGGGCCUGCAGCCCUGUACAUCAAUGGAGUCAUCUGUGAUGAGGAGUGAGAGACGCUGAAGAAAGAAAAAAACAAAUUGUAAAUAAUCAGCAGUCAUUUUAGUGGUCUCUGAGAGAUGUUCAUCAGAUUUUACCCAUUCAGAGUGUGUGCUUAAUAUGGGCGAAACAAAGAGAUAGAUGCUAAAAAUGUAAGAGAGAAGUUAUAUUAAACAUUUCUUAGUCUUGUUGAAAUAAAGACUGCAGAUAUUU
Sinocyclocheilus grahami is the source of this 4723-nucleotide messenger RNA. RefSeq names its product glypican 4 (gene gpc4). Lineage: Eukaryota; Metazoa; Chordata; Actinopteri; Cypriniformes; Cyprinidae. The transcript is spliced from 9 exons. Gene Ontology annotation, cellular component: extracellular region; cell surface; plasma membrane. The record is from RefSeq and is a predicted model, not a curated record. Gene Ontology annotation, biological process: cell migration; regulation of protein localization to membrane; regulation of signal transduction. The coding region runs from base 599 to 2272 and encodes 557 amino acids. Gene Ontology annotation, molecular function: protein binding.